Messenger RNA from Metarhizium robertsii ARSEF 23, 429 nucleotides. RefSeq lists its product as uncharacterized. The transcript has a single exon. Bases 1 to 429 code for a protein of 142 amino acids. The record is from RefSeq and is a predicted model, not a curated record. NCBI's taxonomy places the organism in Eukaryota, Fungi, Ascomycota, Sordariomycetes, Hypocreales, Clavicipitaceae.
AUGGUGUCAGCAUCGUCAGUCGAAUCCGUCUCCUCGGGGCGCGCAAGGCGAACCGUGUACCCGGCGGGCCGAAUGAAGACCAUGGACUACAUGUACUCGAUCUGGCCGAUCCCCCGGAAUCCCAGCUGGAUUUUGCGAUUCGUCUUGUACAUCACGGGUGCUCCUGUGGCGUCCACAUAUAUCGUGGGAAAAUUCCCACGGUCCCGCAUCGACGAGACUUACUAUGUAUACGAUCCUCAGCAGAUGAUGUAUACCGACCAAGGUGCAUAUGUAUAUUGGGCCACGACCCGAGGUACCAACGACCUCUUUCGCUAUUGGGGUGUCGCGAGUACCUAUUAUACGGAGGAGGCGGCGGAUGGCGCGCCGGCGAGUGUUGUCGAAGAAGCUGCUGGUGGAAGAUCUCCUGGGAAAGAACCUCUAUCGAACUGA